Molecule: messenger RNA, 822 nt
Organism: Ceraceosorus guamensis
Lineage: Eukaryota; Fungi; Basidiomycota; Exobasidiomycetes; Ceraceosorales; Ceraceosoraceae
Exons: 2
Coding region: 102-578 (158 amino acids)
Source: RefSeq, a predicted model, not a curated record
GGAAUCUGAAGUCAACGCGGUAGGUUGCCCCUGGAGUUAGAGCGACUUUUUGAAAGACCAGCGGCGCAUCGGCGUAAUAAGGACCUUGCGUGAAGAAGGUGAUGCCAUCCUCGGUCUGCACCUGGCCACCUUUGAUGAUCCACGGCUCCUGGUCGACAAAGUCACCUCCUCGAAUGAUGUUGGUGUUGGGGGCCGCGCGACCAGUAGGGUCACCUACUGCGGUAGGCCGGCUCACUAGUUGGACGUUGACAUCGUCGAAAAGGACCACGGCUGAGGCAACCGAGCGACCGCACUCGAGUUCAAUGCGACGUCACUGCUCCUCGCGGUCGUACGCCAGUUUCCCAUCGAGAGUACCCGGCGGAAGUAAACUCGGAUGCGAAGCUGUACGUCACUUCGCGACUAGGGUCUGCGGUAUCUGUCGUGUCGAGGUAAUGGGUGAUGGUGCAUACACGGUCCGAACUGUACUCGGUUUGAGGACGCUGGGCAGCAGGAAGCAGCUGAUAAGAUUGGAUGUAGCUGGCGGAGAGCAAGGAGGCGGAGAACCCAAGUCAGCGUGUGCGUGUGACUUCACUCGAUGACUUCGCGCAUCGCUCACUAGUAGUGCCAAAAUUGAUAAGCUUUGCCAAGGGGCACCUCAUCGCUGCUGAUGAAGCUGGAAAUCUGCACAUGACUAGCGCCAUUUCCCCACGACAAUUUGGCCGCGUUGGAGCCAGAGUGAGGUUGAGUGGCUGCACCAAAGUCGAUUGCGCCACUGGUGCCAGAAAGCUGCUUGGUCCAUCCCGAACCCCCGCUUUCGAAUGAAGGAUCCUGCACCAAAUUUUG